AUGUCCCACAAACAAAUCUAUUAUUCGGACAAAUACGACGAGGAGUUCGAGUACCGGCAUGCCGUAUUGCCCAAGGACAUAGCCAACCUGGUCCCGAAAACCCACUUGAUGUCUGAAUCUGAAUGGAGGAAGCUCGGCGUUCAGCAGAGUCAGGGAUGGGUCCACUAUAUGAUCCAUGAACCAGAACCUCACAUCUUACUGUUCCCGCAGCCACUGCCCAAGAAGCCAAAGAAAUGAAGCCAGCGAACCGCCUUCCGGCCUCGAGCUUUCCACAGCUGUCCUCACUCCCUACCAUCUUUCUGAUCGGGUGACCAUGUUGCUUUCUUAUUUCUCACUUUGAUAUGUAAAGGAUACACUGUUUGAAUGUGCUGGUAUCUGCUUUGCUUCUGGAGUUGAGCCACCAGUGCCACAGCCCUGUCAGAUGAGUGUGACCAUAUUAGU
Messenger RNA from Mus musculus (house mouse), 441 nucleotides. RefSeq names its product predicted pseudogene 6340. The transcript has a single exon. The coding region runs from base 1 to 237 and encodes 78 amino acids. Lineage: Eukaryota; Metazoa; Chordata; Mammalia; Rodentia; Muridae. The record is from RefSeq and is a predicted model, not a curated record.